UGUUACCUGCAGCGGACAGAGCGCAGAGCGGAGGUGAGUCCACUGUGACUCAGUCUGCCACCAAACACGGAACCAACCGGUUUCCCUCGAACCCGAACCUCCGGACUCAGCAGCGGUCACUUGUUUCUGUCCUCUGAGGUUUUUCCUGCUUCUUUGGACCGAAUUGUCUCUGAUUCUGGGAGACAAACGGAGGAAAUCUGCAGAAUUUCUGGUUUAUUUCAGAGGAUGGAGAGAGGCGAGUUUCAGAGGAGUUUAAAUUCUUAGAUCUGCUUUUCUUUGCUGGUUAAAUGGAAAACUACACGGUGUGGAGUAAUUUCAGCCAAGUUCUCUCCGAACUGGACGGGAUGGGUGGUGAGGAAGAGGAGGAAGAGGAGGAAGGCGUCAGUGGGAACGGACUGCGCGUCCUGAUUGGCUGCAUCCUCUUCCUGCUCAUCGUGUCCACGCUGCUCGGGAACACGCUGGUCUGCGCCGCCGUCAUCAAGUUCCGCCACCUGCGGUCCAAAGUCACCAACUUCUUCGUGAUCUCGCUGGCCGUGUCCGACCUGUUCGUGGCCGUGCUGGUGAUGCCGUGGGAGGCCGUGACCGAGGUGACCGACAGCUGGCUGUUCGGAGGCUUCUGCGACGUGUGGAUCACCUUCGACAUCAUGUGCUCCACGGCCUCCAUCCUCAACCUGUGCAUCAUCAGCGUGGACCGAUACUGGGCCAUCGCCAGCCCCUUCAAGUACGAGCGGAAAAUGACGCACCGCGUGGCGUUCGUGAUGAUCGGGGUGGCGUGGACGCUGUCCAUCCUCAUCUCCCUGAUUCCGGUGCAGAUGAACUGGCACAGGGCUCUGGAGGAGGACGGCGCGGUGAUGGCGGAAGUGGCGGCCAUCUUGGACAGGAACUGGACAAACUCCACCAACCUGACCGGAAGCGCCUCGGCCUCCAUGAGCUGCGUGGCCAACCUGAACAAAACCUACGCCAUCUCCUCGUCCCUCAUCAGCUUCUACAUCCCGGUUCUGAUCAUGAUCGCCACUUACACCCGGAUCUACCGGAUCGCUCAGACCCAAAUCCGCAGAAUCGCGUCUUUGGAGCGGGCGGCGGAGCAGGCUCAGAACCAGGGACACGGCGGGACCAGGAACCAGCAGCAGCACCGGGCCGCCGACGAGGCGUCGCUCAAGUCUUCGUUCAAGAAGGAAACCAAAGUCCUGAAGACGCUGUCGAUCAUCAUGGGGGUUUUCGUCUUCUGCUGGUUGCCGUUCUUCGUCCUGAACUGCACCGUCCCGUUCUGCGACCCGCCCUGCGUCAGCGACACCACCUUCACCGUGUUCGUCUGGUUCGGCUGGGCCAACUCCUCCCUCAACCCGGUCAUCUACGCCUUCAACGCGGACUUCCGCCGGGCCUUCGCCACCAUCCUGGGCUGCAACCGCAUCUGCUCCAACAACGCGGUGGAAGCUGUGAACUUCAGCAACGAGCUCGUCUCCUACCACCACGACACCACCUUCCACAAGGAGGCGCUGGUUCCCGCGCAGCCGCAGCAGCGGCCCCGCAACCUGAGCAUGACCUUGGACGACCGCCUGGAGGACAUGAGCGCCCGGUUCGACGAGGAGUCCAACAUUUCCAACGGCUCUUCGAGCCGCGACAGGCUGCUGCUGCUGCCGGCCGCCGUCCAGCUGGAGGACAAGGCGGAGAUUUCUCUGGAAACCAUCACACCCAUGACGUCAGCAGCAGAACUGGACAACGAGGUUUUCAUACCAGGACAAGUCCAUCAGGACGGAUAGGACCAGGCAGAACUCAUCGGUCCAGGGUAGCAUUGAUGGGCUUAAAAUAGAAACUCUGAUUUGUUUCAUACCAGAUCCGAUUCCUGAUUUUAACAGAUUCUUUUCUUAUUUUCUUUUCUCCAGAAGAAAUUGCAAAUGACAAAGUAUUUUCAAACUUUAUGUCGGUCGUCCCUCCUGUGACGGAGAAUAUAGUCAUAAAAUUAGCAGGAUAAAGACACAAUUUUACCAGAGAAAAAGUCAUUUUAUGAGAAAAAGCUUGGAUUAUGAUCUGAUGUGAGCAAAUCUGUUCAUCUGGUUGUUUCUUGUUUGGUCGAUCAUGUAAAACUGGAUAAUAAUUUCAUGCUAAUGUGUUAAAAUGUGUCUAUGAAAUAUUUAACAUUCCUCAUUUUUAAUUUUUUAUGUUGGAGUUCUCAUAUAAUUACUACUUUACCCUCACUCUAUUUUACACUCUA
This is a messenger RNA of Xiphophorus maculatus (southern platyfish), 2212 nucleotides long. Its product is annotated as D(1)-like dopamine receptor. The transcript has a single exon. Gene Ontology annotation, cellular component: membrane. The coding region runs from base 288 to 1760 and encodes 490 amino acids. The record is from RefSeq and is a predicted model, not a curated record. Gene Ontology annotation, biological process: adenylate cyclase-activating adrenergic receptor signaling pathway. Gene Ontology annotation, molecular function: G protein-coupled receptor activity. NCBI's taxonomy places the organism in Eukaryota, Metazoa, Chordata, Actinopteri, Cyprinodontiformes, Poeciliidae.